CAGACAUACAGGACAUCUCCCGAAAUCAUCAAUCAUGGUUGUGAACAUCACCGCCGAAGAUCCCCAACCCAUCGUCCAUAGCCACAUCAACGGCAGCACCAACGAGAUUCUCGAUCGGCUCUGCGUUACCGAGCUUCUCAAAGGCUGGCCGGUAUACCGAGACGCCUCGGAAUGGGCCCAUUACCGUAACUGCUUUGCGGAACAAGCCUACAUCUUCACAACAUGGAGCGGUGGGAUGCCCAUCGACGAGUUCAUCGAAGUCUCCAAGAAGGGCCGGCGCAACGGCGACCACAUCAUGCACCGCGAGAACGGCACGCUGGUGGAACUGAACCCGGACACCGGCCGUGCCGUGGGCAAGAUGAAGGCCACCAUCACGCAGCGCUUCGACUUCGACGGGGUCGAGUGUGACGUCGAAUGCGACUGCCGGUUUAUCAUGUGGUGCCAGAAGGACCCCGCGGGCUGGAAGGUGCACUACAAGCGUCUGUUCUACGAAAAGGAUAAGAUCCUGCCCGUGGAUGGCAAGAAUGUUCCUGAGUUCUCCGUCGAGGAACUCAAGCCUUACCCCUACGGGUAUCGGUAUCUGGGCGCGGCGCAAGCCCGUCUGGGCCAUAAGAUCAAGUUGGACUUGCCGACGAUGAAGGAUAAUGAUAAGUUCCGGGGCAUGUAUGAGGCCAUGGAGAAGUGGUUGAGAGGGGAGGAUAUAAAGGAGACUUUGGGUAUUCCGCUGUGAUUAUGAGUGAUGAUUUUAUGAUGCCUUCCUGCUUGUGUGGGUUUCGAUAGUCUAGAUGCGAUUACCCAAGAAUCUAUUGUCC
This is a messenger RNA of Aspergillus homomorphus CBS 101889, 812 nucleotides long. Its product is annotated as nuclear transport factor 2 family protein. Lineage: Eukaryota; Fungi; Ascomycota; Eurotiomycetes; Eurotiales; Aspergillaceae. The transcript has 2 exons. The record is from RefSeq and is a predicted model, not a curated record. The coding region runs from base 35 to 730 and encodes 231 amino acids.